GUCUACAUAAUCCUUGAUGGUGAAAACAUGAAACUAGCAUCGAUACAUUGCCUGCAUAAAUAUCAGGCGCAACACAUGAAUAACAUUUAAAUUGAACAGAUGUGCGAUGAAAGAGCUUCGUAAAAAUAUUAAGAAAGUAUUUUAAUACGGUUAACAAAAAUUUAUUGAAAAAUUAUAAAGAGUUUUGCGGAAGUUGACGGCGUAUCUUGAGAAAAGUUGUAUCCCUUGGUCAACGGCAAGAACUUAGAAGAAUGCAAUCUAAUACGAUUAUUCUAACAUGUUUACUCUUGUUACCGGUAAUAUCCGGUAACACGGAAAAAAAUGAAACGACAUUUAUACCAACCCGGGAAUGGCAAAUUGUAAAAAAAGGUACACCACUACCUAGAGGGUUGCACAUACGGCACAAUGUGCAAACUGGAGUUACAGAAGCCAAAUUGUUGGAUGUUGAGGAUCUGGAUGAAGAACAUUCUACUGACAAUUUGAAUGUUACACAUUCAAUUACAGAUUCAGCCACAAAUUCUUUAACAUUACAUCCUGAAAAAGCAAUUUUUGAAGAUGAAGACACUUCUGUGACUACAGAAAAACCUGACUUGUUUGAACAUCCAAUACAGGAAUUAAAGGCUAGAUUAAAAAAGAUGAAACAAGAUAAUGCAGAGAAUAUUCCAGAAUUAGAUGACGAACAUGCUAAAGAAAUAAAAAAAAAAUUUCGCGACUAUGAGACACUGAAAAAAGAGCUUAAAGAACUUGAGAUAAAUAUUACAACCGAUUCAGAACUGUUAAAUAAUUAUAUUCAAAAGUUUCAAACUCAUAAGAAUGCAAUCACUAUGGGAACUUUAACAAUAAUAGAAGUGAAGGAAAUAUUAGAUAUUUUGCAUAACCUAGAAUAUUUACUUCAUCACAUUGAUAAUGCCAAAGUGUUUACCGAUAUGGAAGGCAUGAGUAAAAUUGUAUCUCCAUGCCUUAAUGGAACAAAUAAUGAAAUAAAAGCUGAAGCUUUAAGGCUUCUUGGUGCAGCAGUUCAGUCCAAUCCUCAAGUUCAGUUGAAAGCAUUAGAAAGUGAUCUUGUUCAGAAACUUUUAUAUAUAUUAUCUACAAAUAAUAUAGUAGAUGUGAAAUCAAGGUGUCUCUUUGCUUUGAGUGCCUUAAUAAGACAGUUCCCAGCAGCUCAAAAAAUUUGGAUUGAUCAUGGAGGAGUAGAAAUAUUUGGAAAGAUUUUGGUUGAUGAUGAGUUGCAAAUACAAAUAAAAGUCAUGAAACUAAUCAGUGACCUAAUUAUUGAAAGACAAAAUAUAGAACAAAUCACGGAUGCAAAACAAAAGCAAACAAGAAUAAAAGCAUACGCACCUGCAGAUAUAGAAAAAAAAGUGCUAAUGUACGAGUAUUGUAAACAUUUAAGUAAUCUAAUGAUAAGAAGUGUUAAAGAGGAUCUUAGUUCAUUAUUUAAUGAUGAAUUCCUUGAAACCAUUGCCGAAAGUAUGAACACUAUUACUCCGAUUUGUAUAAAUCAAUUCAGAGAAACCAAAGAUGUAUUACUUCCAAUCGUAAAGCAUUUUUCGAACUCUUACGAUAUCUUAAAUGUGCUGGUUGAAAAGCUUCAAACAGUUGAAAACACCCGUGAUGAAUUAUAAAUAGGAAAUAUGAAGUGUGUGUGAUUGAACAUUCGUGAAGAAGGAACUCUGGUAUGUUAAUUCAUGUUCUAAGUCAUUGUACGAAGUUUUACGCGUAACGAAACUCCUUUAGGCAUAGACACUUUGAUAUCGCUUGUUGAUAUUACACAAAGACUGUGAAUAACUACAUAUUCGGUAACGAAUAUGUUGCAAAUUUUAAUAAAUAAAUAUACAGUGUAUUAUACAACGAGUGUGCGUGUGUAUGUGUGAAUCAAAGAAACAAAAAAUAAUACAUAAUGUCUGUAUACAGGGUGUUCGGCCAUGGGUGAAUAUCAUUUGAGAGGAUGGCAGCUGGGCUGAUUUCGAAAAACUUUUUCCCUUACCGCAAUACUCAUUAAUAUUUAAUUUUUAAAUUAUUUUAAUGGAAAACACUGAGAAAUCAGAACGCACAUAGAACGUAGGCUAAGCUGCGCGAGUGUCGGCUACAAAACUGGUUUAGAGCGUGCUUGUUUACAAACUACUCGACAGCGAGUCGUGCUCAGUUCGUAGCCGAUAUUCCUGUGGUUAAGCACGCAUUCCAUACGCGCUGUAAUUAGUCGACGUUUUUCAUUAAUAAUUUGAAAACUAAUGUUUAACGAGUAUUUUGGUAAAAGGAAAGUUGAUCAUCUCGGUCAUCACCCUCUUAAAGGAUACUCCCCCUAACCGACAAUCCUGUAUAUGUAUAGUAUAUAAGGUACUUCAGUUACCUGUCUAAUAAAGGUAAAGAAUUGUUAUGUUUCUUAUGUUCUAAGAAGAUUGUUUAAUAAAUUAUUUUGUACUAUUCUCA
Messenger RNA from Osmia lignaria (orchard mason bee), 2433 nucleotides. RefSeq names its product Sil1 nucleotide exchange factor (gene Sil1). NCBI's taxonomy places the organism in Eukaryota, Metazoa, Arthropoda, Insecta, Hymenoptera, Megachilidae. Gene Ontology annotation, cellular component: endoplasmic reticulum. Gene Ontology annotation, molecular function: adenyl-nucleotide exchange factor activity. The record is from RefSeq and is a predicted model, not a curated record.